This is a messenger RNA of Danaus chrysippus (African queen), 1167 nucleotides long. NCBI's taxonomy places the organism in Eukaryota, Metazoa, Arthropoda, Insecta, Lepidoptera, Nymphalidae. The record is from the annotation of a GenBank genome assembly.
CUGUUAUCAGGAGGUGUGGAGGUGCCAGAGUUCGGGGAGCCAAUCACCAAUCUGACAGUUCCCAUCGGGCGAGACGCAACAUUCAAGUGUAUAGUCGUCAAUUUAGGCAAUUAUCGGGUUGGCUGGGUGAAAGCGGACACAAAAGCGAUCCAGGCUAUCCACGAACACGUAAUCACGCACAACCACAGGGUGUCCGUAUCACACGCUGACCACUCAACGUGGUAUCUUCACAUAAAGAACGUGCAAGAAGAGGACCGCGGCCAGUAUAUGUGCCAAAUAAAUACCGACCCUAUGAAGAGUCAGAUGGGCUAUCUCGAAGUAGUUAUACCCCCUGACUUUAUACCGGAAGAAACUUCUGGAGAUACGAUGGUACCUGAAGGUGGAACGGCACGUGUCUCCUGUAGAGCAAGGGGGAUUCCCCCGCCGAGAGUGAUGUGGAAACGCGAAGAUGGCCAAGAAAUAGUCGUGAGGGACGCUACUGGGGCAAAGACAAAAGUGCUUACAUACCAAGGUGAGGUAUUAAAGUUGACCAAGAUAUCGCGUUCCGAAAUGGGCACGUACUUAUGUAUAGCCGGUAAUGGAGUGCCGCCCACAGUGAGUAAGCGGAUGCACAUAAGUGUACAUUUUCACCCAGUAAUCCAAGUGCCAAAUCAGUUGGUUGGUGCGCCGCUCGGCACCGACGUUACUCUCGAAUGCUACGUCGAAUCUUCGCCAAAAUCCAUCAACUACUGGGUCAAAGAUCCCGGUGAGCUGAUAAUACCAUCUGAACACCACGAGAUGACUGUCAGACAAAAGUCGAUGUUUGAAGCUGAGAUGUCCAUGACUAUAAAGAACAUCAGGCGAGAGGAUCUGGGAAGUUACAUAUGUGUAGCGAAAAAUUCUCUUGGCGACGUUGAAAGCAAAAUCCGAUUAUACGAAAUACCAGGAAACGACAGACACGUAUAUCAAUACCCUGAUGAAAGAACGACUUCGGACGAUGAAUACGGCACAGAAGUAUAUGACGAUGACUUCGAGGACAAAGAAAAGAAAAGUAAUCGAGUCCCAGAUCGUGCUAACAAAUGGUACUCCAACGAUGGUAAGCUCAUCGUGACUGCUAACAACGCGAUAGGCGUUCUGUCAGAUGCUUAUAUCAUUACUCUAGUUAAUGUACUCAAAUUCUUAGCAUAA